UCCGCGUUAAGAGAUCUCAUUCUCAUACUUCGUAUUAAUCUCCAGGUUUUAGAGAGAUAAACACAGAGGCCAGAGGAGAGAGAAAGUCGCCCACCUUUGCUGCGCUCGACGUUCAACUUUCGUUUUGCUUCGUUAAUUCUGUGAUUUAAUCACCCCACUUGAGGAAGCAUCUGUUUCUCUUAAAUAUUUGUCCUUAUGGAUAAGGCUUUGGAUAUGUCUUUGGAUGAUAUCAUAAAGAGCAAGAAAAGUGCUGGCAGAGGUAAAGGGCGAGGUGGUGCCCCUCGAGGGCGUGCAGCUAGAGGAGCUGUUAGUGGUGGAAGAAUGAGAGGGAUAGGUAGAGGGGCAGGCCGUCAGGGUCCUCUUGGAGUAAAUACUCGACCUUCAUCUUUCGCUAUAGCCAAGUCUUUUCGCAGAACCAAGAACUUCCCAUGGCAGCAAGAUUUGUUUGAAGACAGCCUUGCAGCUGCUGGACUACCCGCUAUGGAAAAUGGUACAAAGUUGCAUAUUACAAAUCUGGACCGUGCAGUUAGCAAUGAUGAUAUAAGGGAGCUUUUUUCUGAGAUCGGGGAGCUGAAACGUUAUGCUAUCCACUUUGACAAAAAUGGUCAACCCAGUGGAUCAGCUGAAGUCGUCUAUGCAAAAAGGAGUGAUGCUUUUGCCGCCCACAAGAGAUACAACAAUGUUCAGCUUGACGGAAGACCUAUGCGGAUUGAAGUUGCAAGCCCUAACUCAGGAGGGCCUGUGUCUGCUCGUGUAAACAUCGUAGGAGGCACUAAUGGAAAGGCAUCAAGAAGAGUUAUGACGCAAAGAGGUGGCCGUACAGCUUCAUCGGCUCAGACAAAUCGUGGUUUUGGACAACAAAGAACAAGAGGUGGAUUUAGAAAUGGCCCAGCACGUGCACAAGCGCAAACCCGAGGUGCAGGCCGUGGUCAAUCUCGGGGAAGAGGACGGGGCCGUGGAAAGAAGCACUUAGACAAAUCUGCUGAGGAUCUUGACAAGGAGCUGGAGACCUAUCAUGCUGAAGGGAUGCAGAUCUCCUAGAAAGUUGCAUCAUCACUGACACUGGAGUUGUGUGAUUUACUGCAGUGUGCUGUGUGCAGAUACUAAAUUCUGUGUUUCUGGGAUGUGUGGCUUGCAUGGGAACUGGCUUUUUUGGCUUUUUGCUGCACUUGAGUUUUAAUUGUUUGAACAGAUCUGAUUUAGCAUCUCUUUUUAUAACUCUAUUAGUAGUUCUAUGUUUUCAUUAUUAUUUUUUUUUUUUUUUUUUUUUACUGUUUCCUUAUCUGCUGCUCAUGGGUUAUCCUUCUGGAGAAGACGGAAGAAUUAGGUGUCGGGGAAAAGCUUCGACAACUGCAUUGUCUUUCCAUCGAAACUUGAUGUCUUCUUGGUGACCUGCUCAUUGGGUUAAUGACAUGCUCCACUUUCUUAUGGCAGAGUAGCAAUCAAUGCAAAAUCAGUCGGAGAAUGGAUUUUACAGAUUCUCGUUUGAUAGUAGUUAUCGAUGUCUUUAGAUUAGAGUAACCUAAUGUAGAAUUUUUAGGACAAUUGUAGCUCUCGUAAGUAUAAAAGUGUUUUUGCUCAUUUUCAUUAUUGUUCAAUCUUUAUUUUGCUGUUCAA
This is a messenger RNA of Chenopodium quinoa (quinoa), 1617 nucleotides long. RefSeq names its product THO complex subunit 4D-like. Gene Ontology annotation, molecular function: mRNA binding. Gene Ontology annotation, cellular component: nucleus. NCBI's taxonomy places the organism in Eukaryota, Viridiplantae, Streptophyta, Magnoliopsida, Caryophyllales, Amaranthaceae. The coding region runs from base 196 to 1041 and encodes 281 amino acids. The transcript is spliced from 7 exons. Gene Ontology annotation, biological process: mRNA export from nucleus. The record is from RefSeq and is a predicted model, not a curated record.